Biomphalaria glabrata is the source of this 2164-nucleotide messenger RNA. RefSeq names its product leucine-rich melanocyte differentiation-associated protein-like. Lineage: Eukaryota; Metazoa; Mollusca; Gastropoda; Planorbidae. The transcript has 6 exons. Bases 298 to 855 code for a protein of 185 amino acids. The record is from RefSeq and is a predicted model, not a curated record.
UACUUGAUGGUGUUGUGCCACACAUUAUCUUUCCAUAGUUGUUUUGUUUAUUGUAUGUGCGUCAUUAGACCAAUUUCACUUAAGAACGAGGCUGCAGAUCCUGGUAAGAAGCUCGCGUGUAUCAUUACCGGUCCAUGGCGAGGUGCUAUGCGCCUCCUCGGAACUUCUACCCAGUAAAGCCGUAUAGGUUUCAGUGAAAUCAAAAACCAGUCCAGUCCUCACGUGACACACUGAGCAUCAACUUACAUCAGCUAAGGUGACACUAUCUGGUUCAGUCGUUAACCUCUGGUCAUCAGGAUGGCAGAAGCCACGAAGAAGAAGAACUAUCGCGUUUCCGAGGCCUACAAGGACCUCACUGAAUUAUCCUCUGACCUAAUUGCCUCGUAUGGGCCCUCUAUUGUUGAGCUUGACAUCAGCUACAACAAAUUCAAAGAUCUCAGAUUCCUACAAGAACUGCCCAAGUUGAAGAGUCUAGUGGCCGACCACAACCACCUGACCUCACACGUUAAAAUUCCACAUUGUGCAAGUCUUGAGACUCUGUGGGUCAAUCAGAACAGGAUACAAAACCUAAGUCUAUUUAUAGCCACAGUAGCUAAGAGCUGUCCGAAUCUUAAAAUACUGUCAAUGAUGAAAAACGAAGCUGCCCCGAGUUUCUUUAAUGGUGGCGACUAUCAACAAUACAAAGACUACAGGUAUUUUGUGAUAAGCAGCUUACCAAAUUUGGAGGUAUUAGACUUCAGUCGUAUUACUCCCGAAGAGAAAUCUGAAGCCCUCAGAAUCUAUCCAAUCUCUAUUGUUCAUACGAGAAAAUAUAAAUCUGGGAAACGGAAUCGGAAACCUAAGGCUUCCUCCUAACGACACAACUGUAACAGUCACUAGCGCCUACCACACGCUUCUCUACACAUUCAAACUGUUUCCAGACGUUGUGAAUGAACAGACAAUAGGAAAUGAGCAUCGAAGUCUUUGAGUCUAGAGAAAUGCAGAGACAGAAUUCACAAGGGAUAUUUGAAGCAUCUUGAACAAGUCAUUGACCAUGGCUUUAGAAAUGUCUUACAAAUCAAACCAUUGAUAUCAGCGUUAAUGUUUAAACGUUUAAAUAAGUCUAACAUUCAGACAUUAUAUCCAAGUUUUGAGGACAUUGUUCCGGGUUGACUUGUUAUCUCAUUAACUAUAAAAGUGAUUCAAGGUUUUCAAAGAUGCUACUAAAGAAUGUUUGCUUUGCUGUGUGGUAUGCUCUUCAAACUAACGUCAAGAUCGCCAAUCCCUGUCCACUGACCAGGUCGAAAUGAUCUUCAUUUCUGAAGAAGGGGUCGGAAAACGUGAAUCUUAACUGAACUGAGGUACUGUUAAUUGUGUCAAUAAUCAAACGACGCCAUACACUUUUUUUUAGAUCUAAUGACUCGUUUCCUGUCAAGUUUUGUUCUACGUCAUACAAGACAAAACGUCACAACUGGAUCUUCAUAAGUAUUUAAACUUCUUGAAUUGCAGCCCGUUUCAAAAUGAUGGCAUUAUUCGCUCACCGGAUACACCGAACUUUCAUUUUAAUCAAUAUGCACGUUCAAUUUUUUUUUUUAAAUGUACAUUUUUAUCCACUCGAGAUUUAUGGUUGGCUUGGCUCAUUGUGCAUUGGACGACAUUUCUUUGUAGUGGAACAUGACAACAUAGCAUUGGAGUGCUAUUUAACAGAACGCUACUGUGAUGUUACCAAGUGUUUUAUAUAUAUUUCACAAAAAUUGGGAUACAGGUUUUAAUUGUAUAUUUAUUGUUUUUUAAAUGUUCUCUUUGCAAUAUUUUAAUCAAACCUGACACAAGUUGGCUUGACUGUUGUUUUUUCAGUGUCCUUCCAUGACUUGAUCUAACAAUGUGAAACUUUGCAUAAAUAAAACCUGUAUGACUGCUGAAUGAUCCCACCUCUCUCAAUGUAAUGGAGUGUGAGUGUGUUUCUAUGGUGACGGAGGUUAGCGAUUGGUUGUGAAUGAUGCAACAUAGCAGGCAUUGUCGUCACUUGGUCUUAGUUAGGGGAGACGACUCCUGAGCGUGAGACUGAAAGGUUGUGUUAUUGUAAUAAUAAGAUUUUGUUAAAAGAUAUCAUUACUAAAGUCUACUAUUAGAAGUUGAUUUUGUUUAUAUUAUAAAUAAAGUUCUAUUUAGUUUGUUCACCAAA